AUACCCCAAACUGGGAGGACAAGUUUCUUGAAGCUGGGAGAUAGAAUGAUGAAAACCUUUUGUGCAAAUGUGAGUGCUACCGCAGACAAUCCAUGGAUGAAAAUAACUACUUUUCAUGGUGAUUCAGAUGUGAAAGUCAUGAUCAAGAAUAAUGUAGAAGAUACUGCAAUGCCUCCUGGUACAUCUGCGGUUUUCACUACUUCUGUUUGGCUGGAAGUCUCCCCAAAUCGAUUAUUCAACUUCCUACGUCAUGAGAAUUCCAGAACCAAGUGGGAUAUGCUUUCACAUAGACUUGUUAUUCGAAAAGUCGCGUCCAUACCAAAGGGAGAAAAUCCAGGGAAUUGUGUUUCCUUACUGCGUGCAAAUACCUCACAGGGCAAGCUUCAGAUCUUUUAUCUGCAAGAGAGUUACACAGACUCAACAGGUUCCUACGUGGUAUAUGCUCCACUAGACGAGUCAGCUAUCACAGCUAUUGUAAAGGGAACAAACCCUGAUAGAGUGAUGAUUCUACCAUCAGGGUUUAGUAUACUUCCCGGAAGGUUGCAAGGAGAUGAAGAUAGAGGCACCACUGGAAGCCUUCUAACUGUUGCAUUCCAUGUAUUUGAAAGUGUCACAAAUAAGUCACAUAUCCUUCCUGAGUAUAUCCACACCAUGCGCAAAGUCAUUACAGAUACCGUUACCUCUAUAAAGGACAUAGUGCAGUAUCAUAAUCGACCCAACAAUUGGAUGGAGGAUUCAGAUUUUCUAGUCAGAUUCUAAAUGGCUAUAUGCAGCUCCGGGUUUUAUGUGGCAAAAUGUAAUGUAGUGUGUAGUGUAGACUAUGAUGUUACUUUGUUCUUUUGGGUAUUUCAAUGCUGAAGCACAUGUACAUUGCAGCUAGGUAUUGUGGAAGUUGGUAUAUAUAUACUUUUCUCUCUCUCUUUUUUUUCCCGUGAGUAGUA
This is a messenger RNA of Glycine soja, 941 nucleotides long. Its product is annotated as homeobox-leucine zipper protein HDG2-like. The record is from RefSeq and is a predicted model, not a curated record. NCBI's taxonomy places the organism in Eukaryota, Viridiplantae, Streptophyta, Magnoliopsida, Fabales, Fabaceae. The transcript has 3 exons. The coding region runs from base 46 to 759 and encodes 237 amino acids.